Molecule: messenger RNA, 2103 nt
Organism: Symbiodinium necroappetens
Lineage: Eukaryota; Dinophyceae; Suessiales; Symbiodiniaceae
Source: the annotation of a GenBank genome assembly
AUGAAGCUGGCACGUGUUUUGGUGCCCGUUGCUGCAUCUCUGGUGUUUCAGCUCGAUGCAGUCGUUUUGGAGGGAAAAAACAAGGAGAGUCUUCCGGACCCGAAUGAGGUCUCAUUGCCUUCAGUGCCCAACGUCGUGGAUGCAGGAAAGGCUGGCUUCCCCGAGCUUCCGGCAGUUUCGACGAUGUUGUCAGACGCGGCACAAACACUGACCGGCAUUUCCACACAAGCGCAACGCUUGCAGACACAGAUGAUGCAGGUGCAGCAAGAGAAUGCUGCACGGAUGCAGCGUCAAAAGGCAGUCUUCGACCGCAAGCUGAAGGAGCAGGAACAGAAGAACUUGGAGGUGGUCAAGGAGAAUGCUCUGAUUGCCAAAAAUAUCAUGGACACAAAAAAGGUGAACGAAGAUUUGCUGCACCAUGCGCAGUCCAUGCAGAAGGGAAAUGCACUGCGCCACAGCGAGCUCAAGAUGCUCCAGGACCAGCUCGCAGCUGCACAGAAGUUCCUAACAGAGUCAGUUGAGCAGACGGACGACACCAAGGCAACAGACUUGGAUGUGCUCGCGGAGGACAGAUCGGAUCUACGAAGGCGCUUCGCCAAAGGGCCUGUCCUUGCUGGCGCUUUCUUCGACCUCCAAUACGGCAAUAGAUCGGUCGAUUUGCUGCCAGAACAACAGCGAGCCGGAGAGUUUGAUCACUAUGCUGGCCAGUGGCAUCAAGGUGGAGACCUCGGACAAAAUGUGACGCGUGAGGUUGAGGAGUGGUGCGGUCGGAGCUGGAGGGCAGGAGUGAAGGAGUCAGCGCACUCAGAGCUUUACUUCCAGGUGGUCGACUCAAAGCAUGACACCUUCGUGGCGUUGCAGCCAUUUCUGGAUCGUCGCCACAACUCUUGGGCAGAGAGGGAUUUCCGCCCUUCUGUCCACAACACGGCAGUCUGCUGUCGAACUGGUGGCUCUACGACCCAUGCUGGAGAGGUGCUGCAACAGCUUUAUCCUUGCAAGAUUGUUGUUGCAAACGACAUUUUGGAGGAGAGAUCCUGGAUAGUAGAGCUCUGGGAUCCUGCGUCCCAUAGUUGGCUCAUGACGCUUCCUGUUCCGCUAGCAGUGACUGCUACAGCUUGGUCAGCGAGUGACGAGUGUGCCUUCUUGCUCGGAUACACGAGCGACGACGAGCAACCUGAGGAAAGCAGUCAUGCGUCUAGGAGCUCGCUCCAUGAUCUCAAGCGCAAGUGCCACUCCCGCGCUGUUGUGGUGUCGUGUAUUGUCGCACGCUUGGUAGUCUUUGCUGCCUUGCAGGACCUUUGCAUGGCAGCCCAAGCUUUGCGUUUCAAUGCUUACGGCACCAACAAGUUUCAGGAGGUACUUCCUGCUCCUUCCGUCUGGCGCACGCGACCAGCCAUGGCACUGGUUGAUGGAAACGUCUAUGUUUGCGGCGGUCUGUUGGCCUGUGGCAGUGCUACCGAUGCUUUCGAAAGCUUUUCAUUUCCCGCCGGCGUCUGGAAAUCGCAGGCUCCCCUGCCCAGUGGUCCCCGCAAGUUCGCCACUGCGGUUGUGGCAGAGAACUUGUUGGUGCUACUUUGUGGUCAAGACGAAGAUUCGGAAGUCCAAGCGGACUGCUGGGACACGAAGGCCCAGCUCUGGCGACGGCUGCCUGCGAUGGACCCUGGUAGAGUAGGUGCCGCUGUGGUUCUUGUGGGUGGCCGUAUUAUGGUCUGCGGAGGCAUUUCGGAUGGCUGUUACUUGGCAUCGGUCGCUUUACUGAACCUGGGGCAAGGACUGACAGAAGCCUCUGGCGGUGUACCUGUUUGGCAGACAUUGCCAUCAAUGCAUGGGCCGCGUGCUGACUGUGCUGUCGCUGUGUCUGGCGGCUGCGUCUAUGUUUGUGGCGGAGAGGAAGGUGCGGGUCCUGCUCUGGCGUCCGUGGAGCGACUGGACUGUAAGCGUAUGGUGGCGUGGGAAUCGCUGCCAGCCAUGGCUGUAGUUCGAGCUGGUGCUGCUGCAGUGGUUGCUGCUGGGCAUCUGCUGGUGUUCGGUGGUUACAGCCACGAGCCUCUGCGCCACAAUCUGCACGGAAUAUAUGCGCACUUUGAGACAACCUAUUUUUGA